AUGGGGCAGGAGCAUCAUCAUGACUGGCCUCCACAUUUUCCUGCGAAGUCUGGAGCGACAGGGGUGACGCUGAAGGGGAAUGAUCAUCUUCCUCGACCGACGAGGCCAAGAGCUCCGCGGCAGUGCAGUCCGCUGGCUCGUCGUCUGCAUGCAUGGCAAGAUCAACGUGAAGAGGAGCUGGGACGCGGGGGCAGUGAGGAUCAUUGCCAUUAUUCGAGACAUCAUCCUUGCGAAUGA
Molecule: messenger RNA, 237 nt
Organism: Linum trigynum
Lineage: Eukaryota; Viridiplantae; Streptophyta; Magnoliopsida; Malpighiales; Linaceae
Source: the annotation of a GenBank genome assembly